Molecule: messenger RNA, 870 nt
Organism: Priceomyces carsonii
Lineage: Eukaryota; Fungi; Ascomycota; Pichiomycetes; Serinales; Debaryomycetaceae
Gene: RPN10
Product: proteasome regulatory particle base subunit
Exons: 1
Coding region: 1-870 (289 amino acids)
Biological process (GO): proteasome-mediated ubiquitin-dependent protein catabolic process
Cellular component (GO): nucleus; cytosol; proteasome regulatory particle, base subcomplex
Molecular function (GO): polyubiquitin modification-dependent protein binding
Source: RefSeq, a predicted model, not a curated record
AUGGUCCUCGAAGCUACUAUGAUAGCUAUUGACAACUCAGAGUAUAUGAGAAAUGGCGACUACUUAUCCACAAGAUAUGAUGCGCAAUUGACAGCGAUGGAAUUUAUUUUCCAGAAUAAGGUCAAUUCAAACCCUGAAAAUACCGUUGGAUUAUUAUCUUACGGUGGUAAUGAUCCUCAAGUUUUGUCGACCUUAACGACUGAUUUCGGCAAGAUAUUAUCAGGAGCUCACCAGACAAAGAUCUUUGGUGAAAACCAUUUUUCAAGUGGAAUUCAAGUAGCGGCCCUAGCAUUAAAGCACCGUCAAAAUAAAGUUCAAAGCCAAAGAAUAAUAAUAUUUGUGGGUAGCCCAAUUAAUGACUCUGAGAAGGAGCUAGAAAAGAUGGCCAAGAAGAUGAAAAAGAAUAAUGUAGCAAUUGAUAUUAUAAAUUUUGGAGAAGAAUCAGUGAACACAGCAAAAUUGGAAAAGUUCAAUUCAAUUGUAAAUAACCAUGACAAUUCUCAUCUAGUCACGAUCCCUCCGGGACCCAAGCUAUUAUAUGAAGUUAUAGCCAGCUCACCAAUAUUGGUCGAAGAAGGAUUUGGUGGAGGUGACAUUAACAUGGAUGCAUUCAAUGGUGGUAGCGGCGCUGGUGAUAUAAUUGAUCCGAAUAUGGAUCCUGACUUAGCGCUUGCUCUAAGACUUUCUUUGGAGGAAGAGAAAUUAAGGCAAGAAAGAGAAGCAUCCGGGCAAGCUAAGAAUGAGGAAGCUAACGGUGAUGGUAAUGUUGAUGGUGAAGGGUCCUCUAACAAUCAGUUAGAAAAGAUUGAGGAAGACAAAGAGGAGCCCUCGAACGAGAAUAAGGAUUCCGAUAACAAAAAUGGUGCUUAG